Messenger RNA from Heterocephalus glaber (naked mole-rat), 2328 nucleotides. RefSeq names its product glucokinase regulator (gene Gckr). Gene Ontology annotation, molecular function: enzyme binding; carbohydrate binding; fructose-6-phosphate binding. The record is from RefSeq and is a predicted model, not a curated record. Gene Ontology annotation, cellular component: cytosol; nucleoplasm. Gene Ontology annotation, biological process: glucose homeostasis; carbohydrate derivative metabolic process; response to fructose. Lineage: Eukaryota; Metazoa; Chordata; Mammalia; Rodentia; Bathyergidae.
AGGACCAGGGGCUCCCAGGACGGCUGGGGGCCUGGUGACCAGGACAGGAUGGUCCAGGAAGAAGUGCAGGGGGUGGUGCUCCGAGAGGCCAGUGCUCCUAGGUUAAUCAUCUCUGUGGCUCAGAUAAGCCUCUGCCAGCUGGAAGCAGAGUCACUGUGACCAGAGGGGUUUGUGUGACUCAAGAGGCAGACAGGACGGUGUGACCACAGCAGGGGACCAUGCCAAGCACAAAGCGGUUUCAACAUGUGAUUGAGACCCCCAAGCCUGGCGAGUGGGAGCUGUCUGGGUACGAGGCAGCCAUGCGGAUCACAGAGAAGUCAAAUCCACUGACCCGGGACUUGGACAAAGCAGAUGCUGGGAAAAUCGUUCAGUUGCUGGGGCAGUGUGAUGCUGAGAUCUUCCAGGAGGAGGGGCAAGCCAUGCCUGCCUACCAGCGACUGUACAGCGAAUCAGUUCUGACCACCAUGCUGCAAGUGGCCGGGAAAGUGCAGGAAGUAUUGAAGGAGCCAGAUGAGGGGCUGGUGGUGCUGAGUGGAGGGGGCACCUCUGGCCGGAUGGCAUUCCUCAUGUCGGUCUCCUUUAACCAGCUGAUGACAGGUCUAGGACAAAAACCUCUUUACACCUACCUCAUUGCAGGAGGUGACAGGUCUGUGGUGGCCUCCAGGGAGGGGAAGGAAGACAGCGCCCUGCAUGGGAUUGAGGAGCUGAAGAAGGUGGCUGCUGGGAAGAAGAGGGUCAUUGUCAUUGGCAUCUCGGCGGGCCUCUCUGCGCCCUUUGUGGCAGGCCAGAUGGACUACUGCAUGGACAACACAGCUGUCUUCUUGCCAGUCCUGGUUGGCUUCAAUCCCGUGAACAUGGCCAGAAAUGACCCCAUUGAAGACUGGAGUUCAACCUUCCGGCAAGUAGCAGAGCGGAUGCAGAAAAUGCAAGAGAAACAGGAAGCGUUUGUGCUGAAUCCAGCAGUUGGGCCUGAGGGUCUCAGCGGCUCCUCCCGCAUGAAAGGUGGAAGUACCACCAAAAUCCUGCUGGAAACCCUGUUACUGGCAGCCCAUAAGACGGUGGACCGGGGCAUUGCAGCAUCUCCAAGAUGCCUUCUGGAAAUCCUGCGGACAUUUGAGCGGGCUCAUAAGGUGACCUACAGUCAGAGCUCCAAGAUCGCCACUCUGAUGAAGCAAGUCAGCACCAGCCUGGAGAAGAAAGGCCGAGUGCACUUGGUUGGCUGGCAGAACCUGGGCAUCAUUGCCAUCAUGGAUGGAGUGGAGUGCAUCCAUACCUUUGGCGCUGAUUUCCGAGACAUCCGUGGCUUUCUCAUUGGGGAUCACAGUGACAUGUUUAACCAGAAGGCUGAGCUCACCAAUCAGGGUCCACAGUUCACCUUCUCCCAGGAAGACUUCCUGACUUCCAUCCUGCCCUCCCUCAGGGAAAUUGACACUGUCAUCUUCAUUUUCACCCUGGAUGAUAACCUCACGGAAGUGCAGACGCUGGUGGAGCAGGUGAAAGAGAAGACCAGCAAUAUCCAGGCCCUGGUGCAUAGCACUGUGGGGCAGUCCCUGCCGGCCCCUCUGAAGAAGCUCUUUCCCUCCAUCAUCAGUAUCAUGUGGCCACUGCUUUUCUUCGAGUACGAAGGGAACUUCGUCCAGGUAUGGAGGAAGUUCCAGCGUGAGCUGAGCACCAAGUGGGUGCUGAAUACAGUGAGUACAGGGGCCCAUGUACUUCUGGGGAAGAUUCUACAAAACCACAUGCUGGACCUCCACAUUGGCAACUCCAAGCUCUUCUGGCGGGCACUGGCUCUGCUGCAGCGGUUCUCGGGACAGUCCAAAGCGCUCUGCAUUGAAAGCCUCCUCCAGGCCAUCCACUUUCCUCAGCCACUGACGGAUGAAAUUCGGGCGGCUCCCAUCUCCAGCCACAUCCAGGUUGCAAGGGAGAAGAAACAGGUGAUCCCUGUAGCCUUGGUGAGCCUCCUCUCCCGGUGCUCCAUCCCCACGGCUCAGGCGCGCGUGGCUGCAGCUCCCUCCGUCUGCGAGGCUGUGAGGAACGCCCUGGCUGGGCCGGGUCGGAAGCGCGGCGCCGAGCCGCUGGAGGCCUCACGGCCGGCCGUGCAGUGACCGGGGCCGGCGAGGGAAGGGGCCUGGCCGGGGACUCGCGUGCCGUCUGUGUGUGGAGGGUGCAAAAGCCCUGUGUCCAGGGCACCAGCAGCCCUGGGUGCGAGGAAGAUUUUCUCCACCUUACCGGACAGUUCUUGGUCUUGACACAGUGGUUUCCACUUUCACUAGCUUAUUCUGAACUUAGAAAUAAAGCCAAGCAUCUUGUUCUGGAAAGUUAACCUUA